AUGCCUGUCGGUACCAGGAUCGUAUCUGCAGAGCCUUGCGGUGUUUCUGCCUGGACGAAGACAGCAAAGAUUGAAGUGAUACUUCCGGACCAAAGCUCAAAGAGCUACUUCCUCAAAUGCGCCACCGGCCAAGGCUCAAAGGCUCUUGUCGAAGGCGAGUACGAAUCUGCAUGCGCUAUCAACAAGAUAGUCCCAGGUCUGGUUCCUCGAGCGACAGGAUGGGGAAAGUAUCUUGAUGGUAGCACCCAGUUCUAUUUCUUCAUUGGGGACCACCACGACAUGGACCUCGUGCCAGCCCCAGAGCCGGCAAGCCUUGUGGAGAGAGUUGCCAAAAUGCACACCGAAGGGAAAUCUCCGACUGGCAUGUUUGGAUUCCACGUGCCAACAGUGUGCGGCAAGUUCGUCCGGACGACAAAAUGGGAGAAGACCUGGACGGCGUGUUUUACCAAUCUGCUCAACGAUGUGAUCAAAUAUGACAACGAGACCAACGGUCAUUGGCCAGAGUUCGAUGCUGCCUGCAAGCAGGUAAUCGCUGUCGUUAUUCCAAGACUCCUAGGUGCUCUCCAGUCGGAUGGUCGAAAUAUCGAGCCAGUGUUGAUCCACGGUGAUUUGUGGGAACAGAAUGUUGGCAUCGACAUGGAAACUGGCGACACGAUCCUGUUCGACCCCGGGUGUUUUUAUGCCCAUAAUGAGAUGGAGUUCGGCACCUGGAGAGCGUCUUGGGCCUGUCACUUCAAUUCUCCGAUAUACAUGCGAUUGUAUCAGCGCCAUAUCGAGCCGUCCGAGCCUGUAGAUGAGUGGGACGAUCGAAAUCGACUAUACAGUAUCCAUAUAUAUCUGAACGAUUCCGCAGGCCAUCCAGGUAGUAUUUCGAGAGCCACAGCUUACAACGACAUGUUGUACUUGUGCGAGAAGUACGCACCGCUGGAGGGCCUAGGCACGUACCGUCCAGAGAAUGACGUUAGCGUUACUGGCGCCUACAUCGAGCACGAGACCACGAAGAUGAGCCAUCUCCAUCAUGCCGUAAAGACGUGA
This is a messenger RNA of Alternaria ethzedia, 1035 nucleotides long. RefSeq lists its product as uncharacterized. The transcript has 3 exons. NCBI's taxonomy places the organism in Eukaryota, Fungi, Ascomycota, Dothideomycetes, Pleosporales, Pleosporaceae. The coding region runs from base 1 to 1035 and encodes 344 amino acids. The record is from RefSeq and is a predicted model, not a curated record.